UGCCACAACUGUACUCUGUGCACUCUCAAGUUCUGCCAAAAGCCACCGUGUCAGUAAGUCCAUACUACGCUGGAGACAGAGUGUCAGUAAGGUCUUCACAGAGUCCAUACUACGCUGGAGACAGAGUGUCAGUAAGGUCUCCACAGAGUCCAUACUACGCUGGAGACAGAGUGUCAGUAAGGUCUCCACAGAGUCCAUACUACGCUGGAGACAGAGUGUCAGUAAGGUCUCCACAGAGUCCAUACUACGCUGGAGACAGAGUCACUCUGGGGUGUGACAUAGUGAAGUACACAGAUUGGGUUCAGUACACCUGGUACAAUAAUGGCACUGCUAUUCCCUCUGAGACCCAUCAGACCAUCACUGUCACUCUCCCUGAUAAGCCUGGUCAGCACCAGUAUGCAUGUAGGGGCCACCGGCUCACCAGUCCUCAGAUAUCCCAGCUCAGUGAUGCCUUAUCCAUCACUUCAUUAGAGAAGCCCAUGCCUACACUGACCAUAGAACCAAGCGAUGUGGUGUUCAUUGGAGAGACACUCACUCUGAAGUGUGACAUCGAGCAUCAGAAUGACUGGACAAAUAAAUGGCACCUAAAACAUCUGGGGUAUAGAUUCCAGGACAGAGACUUUAAUAUCUGGCAGGGGUUCCUGUCAAAAUUCACAGGAAACACAUUAACCAUCAAAGAAGUGGCAAAGUUUCAUCAGACCACAUACAGUUGUGAGGUGCGGAGGAAUGCCAGCUCCAUGACAUCAUACAGUAGCGAUCCAUUUCCUCUUACUGUCAAAUCCCUACCCAGAGCUAGACUGACCAUAGAGCCCCAGAGUCCUGUGUUCACUGGAGAGACAGUCACUCUGAAGUGUGAGAUAGAGUCUCACAGUGGAUGGACAUAUACGUGGUUCAAGGACUGGAGCCCUAAUCUGGUGUUUGAGUCUGAGGGAAACACCUUCAACAUCACAGCAGCUGCCCAAUCUGAUGAGGGCCAGUACUGGUGUCAGGCAGAGAGGAGAGACAGACCCACAGCAUCAGACACCAGUACGGUUAUUCUCAGUGUAAAAGGAUCAAAGCCCAAUCUCACAUUAAGUCCAGGCCACCAGCUCCUCACAGGAGACUCAGUGAAUCUGACAUGUGAGUUGGGUGUUUCCUCUGGUUUGGUGUUCUACUGGUACAGAGACACACAGACCUCUGAUCCUGUGGCCCAGACUGAUGGAAACUCCUACAGCAUCAUCUCUGUUCAAGUCUCUGAUGGAGGACAGUACUGGUGCAGAGCUGGGAGAAGCAAGGCAAUGUACCACACACAAUGGAGCAAUGGUGACUGGGUCAAUGUCACAGACAGUCCUAAAGCAUCAAUCAUCCUGAAGUCAAACUGGACAGAGUAUUUCAGGGGAGAGAAUGUCUCUCUUCGAUGUGAAAUCCAAGGUGGGGGAGACAGCGACUGGGAGUACAGUUGGUCUGUGGACAGACCUACAGAGGCCUUGGCUAGUUCUGCACAGGAGUAUACCUUUGCCUUUGGACGUGACGCCGGAGUAACUAAGCCUUUGGACGUGACGCCGGAGUAA
This is a messenger RNA of Clupea harengus (Atlantic herring), 1550 nucleotides long. RefSeq names its product B-cell receptor CD22-like. The transcript has 6 exons. The coding region runs from base 480 to 1550 and encodes 356 amino acids. The record is from RefSeq and is a predicted model, not a curated record. NCBI's taxonomy places the organism in Eukaryota, Metazoa, Chordata, Actinopteri, Clupeiformes, Clupeidae.